AUGUUAAAGUCAUCGGUUAUUUUUUUAUUGGCUUUCCUUUCAUACAAUUUGUAUGGAACGUUGGCAGAAGCGCAGGACAAUGGGCGAUCCGUAUGCCUAUUGAACGACCCGCCAAGCCAAUGUGGAAUGUUUUGUCUUGAGGCACUGAAGCCAAUGCUCGAUCACAUUGCCUUUCACCAGCAGGAGUGGAGCACCUGCCAUCCCCAAGAACAUGAUGAAACCCAGGAAAAACUUGACAGAAUAGAAGCCAAACUGGAGAAGUUGCUGGACCAGGAGGAAGCCGCUUCGAGGAAUACAAAUCCCCUUGACUUACGGACGAAACUAGAACGCAUUGAAAACUGGAAGCUCUGCAGAAAAGCUGAAGAAACCUGCCGGCGGAUGGGCGGUCACCUGGCAACUAUUCAGGACGAAUCGGACUUCACCGCCAUCAAAGGAGAACUAAAGAUCUAUGAACACUACUGGCUGGGCAUCACAGACGUGGCCAAAAACGGAGAGUUUAUAUCCGUGGCCUCUGGCAAACCAGCACCCUUUAUUAAGUUGCGUCUGGCUUUAUAUCCAAGCCCAUUGGUGCACUGCCUCCUUCUGGAGGAGGUCAGCAGUCUGAAUGAGAAUCUCAGCGAGGACUACGACAAGUGGCUUUUGGGUGGAAAUAUCAGCGGUCGAAUUGGAUUGUGUGAGUAA
Molecule: messenger RNA, 681 nt
Organism: Drosophila rhopaloa
Lineage: Eukaryota; Metazoa; Arthropoda; Insecta; Diptera; Drosophilidae
Product: accessory gland protein Acp29AB-like
Exons: 3
Coding region: 1-681 (226 amino acids)
Source: RefSeq, a predicted model, not a curated record